UAAUCUAUCUUACCGAAUUCUUAUCAGAAUCUUAUAAGAUUCUUAUAUUCCUUCUUAUAAGAAUCUUAUCAAUAAAUUACGCAUUUCCAUCGACUGCCUUAUAUAAGAUUCUUAUAAGAUUUCUAUAAGAUUUCUAUAGAAUUGCCGUAAGUUCGGUCGACUAGGGCAUAUCAUUGAAUAUAUUUUUUAACGGAUGACAUACAUUGUGUUUCAGCCAUAUAGUGACACUGAACAAUAUUUUUCUCUAUUCUUCCUAACAUUUAUCUACUGGGGCAGAAAGGAACACAGUCACUUUACAAACUGACAUUUUCUUUCGAAGUGUACAUUUUGCUUAGACGAGUUGAAGUCGAGAAUGGGCUCUAACACUUAAUAAUUAUAUUCUUCUAUACUAGAUAACCUGUGACAUUUGUAUUUCAACGGUUACAGAAAAAAAUAAAGAGCGAAAAUUAUGUUUGUGUAACAAACAGCUAAAAAGAUAAAUCUGACAUAUAGAUGUUUUUAUAUUUAAGAGAGUUAGCGAUUUUGAUUUCUUAUCUAUCAAAGAAAAAGUUCGCCGUUAUAUUUAGUCGUCGGCUGUGGAAAAAAAUACGAGAAAUAAUAAUAGCAUGAAGAAGUUUCCAUGUGGAUAUAUAUAUAUACUAAUAUAUCUAUGUAUAUCAGAUACAACUAUAAAAAGACACCAUGAAAAUAUUUUUUCCAUUACACACUCCUUUUCACCAUGUUUAUGAUACUGCCACUCCUCGUUCUUAGUGUACACUUAGUAGUAAUCGAAGGUAAGUGUGUCAAUCUGACAAGAAACUUUGAUAUAACUGUUGUCCUUUAACAUAGCAUGUUUCGUAGCUCGCCGUUCAUCGAUCCUAUGAAACUGAGUUGUUGUCAGAAACAGUACGAGAAAGAAAAUGUUUUAGACUGUCAUUCGAAAAAUUCACUUGUUGAACUCCAUCUGCUACUAUGCUCAACUACAAUGAGGUUACAUUUGAUUUUUUUCAGGUGGUGGGCCGUCAAAAUGUGCUCCUAAUGAAUGCCUCUCGCAAUAUGAUUAUUGUGGAACAAAUUCCAGUUACUGCGGUGAAGGAUGCAAAGGUGGUCCAUGCACCGGUUCGACAACAACGAUACCUCCACCAUCAAAAUGUGCUCCUAAUGAAUGCCUCUCGCAAUAUGGUUAUUGUGGAGUAAGUCCUGCUCAUUGCGGCAAAGGAUGCAAAGGUGGUCCAUGUACCGAUUCGAAAACAACGGUACCUCCAGCAUCGAAAUGUGCUCCUAAUGAAUGCCUCUCGCAAUAUGGUUAUUGUGGAGUAAGUUCCGCUCAUUGCGGUAAAGGAUGCAAAGGAGGACCGUGCUUAUCUGAUAGUUCAAAUACGGCUGCACCUCCAACACCGGCAACUUCCGGCACAGUCUCGACUGUAUUCGAUGAAAACGUGUUCAAAUGUAUUUUUUCCGAGCUGGACUCAGCAACAUUAACUAAACGGUUUAAUGGACUGAAGACAGCUGCAUCAAAAAUGAAAUGGACACCCGCGGAUGAUAAACAUGAAAUAGCUGCGUUUCUUGCUCAUGUGUCGCAUGAAACAGACGGUCUUAAAACUUACAUCGAAUACUGUAAAUCACAAGGUACAUGUAAUAAUUAUCAAAACUCGCCAUGGUGUUCGGCACAAGCAAAAUCUGGAAAACAAUAUUUUGGUCGCGGGUGGCUCCAGUUGUCGUAUCCUUGCAAUUACGAGGCGUGUGGAAAAGCAAUUGGUUUAGAUUUACUAUCUGAUCCCGAUCUAGUGAAUGGUAGUGAUGAAGUGGCAGCCCAAACUGGAAUUUGGUUUUGGCAGUCAAAUGAACUUGGGCCGUUAGCAGCUGCCGAUAAAUUCGGCGAAACCACUAACAAAUUAAACGUUUACGAGUGUACGGGCCAUCCCGGACACCAUAUGCAAGCGAAAAGAAUUUCGACAUAUAAGACAGUUCGAAAGUGCUAUGGUUUACCAGAAUCUACUGGAAAUCUAGAAUGUUGA
Messenger RNA from Didymodactylos carnosus, 1997 nucleotides. The record is from the annotation of a GenBank genome assembly. Lineage: Eukaryota; Metazoa; Rotifera; Eurotatoria; Philodinida; Philodinidae.